This is a messenger RNA of Drosophila elegans, 5687 nucleotides long. RefSeq names its product intersectin-1 (gene Dap160). Bases 409 to 3708 code for a protein of 1099 amino acids. Gene Ontology annotation, cellular component: cytoplasm; clathrin-coated pit; plasma membrane. Lineage: Eukaryota; Metazoa; Arthropoda; Insecta; Diptera; Drosophilidae. The record is from RefSeq and is a predicted model, not a curated record. Gene Ontology annotation, molecular function: protein binding; calcium ion binding; molecular adaptor activity. The transcript is spliced from 12 exons. Gene Ontology annotation, biological process: clathrin-dependent synaptic vesicle endocytosis; endosomal transport.
GUGAAUUCCACGAGAACAAAGAACGGUCAUACUAGUUCCGACUAUUGAUUGAAAUAAAAUUUACGCAAAUACAAAAUUUUUCUUUUCCAAUGCAAAGUAAACCAUAAAAAUCCAUUGUGAAAAUUUGUGGGGUGGUGGGUGCCAAAACGGAUACGAUACUCAAUAGGCGAUAGUCGUAGUAAAGAGAGCGGCAAAGAGAGAGCGCAAGAGAGACCGACGAGAGCAAAGAGAGCAUGUAUUUGAUGUGUACUCAAAAGCGGGCGAAGAGAGCGCACUAAACACCCACAAACACUCGGCCACUUUCGCGCAAUAUACACAAACACACACGCGAACAGGCAAAAAGGACGAGGAAAAGUAAGAGCUUUCUGGGCCAAACUAGGAUAAAGAUAAAGUGCUGUUUUGGCCAAUAUGAAUCCGGCCGUGGAUGCGUGGGCGGUGACCCCGAGGGAGCGUAUGAAGUACCAGGAGCAGUUCAAAGCACUCCAGCCACAGGCAGGAUUUGUGACCGGAGCCCAGGCCAAAGGAUUCUUCCUGCAAUCCCAACUGCCGCCCCUGAUCCUGGGACAAAUCUGGGCUCUGGCGGACACCGAUUCCGAUGGCAAGAUGAACAUUAACGAGUUCAGCAUAGCCUGCAAGCUUAUCAACCUCAAGCUUCGCGGUAUGGAUGUGCCCAAGGUGCUGCCACCCAGCCUGCUGGCUUCCCUCACUGCGGAUGGCCAGAAGACGCCAUCGAUGACGCCACGUGGCUCCACCAGCUCCAUGAGCCCCAUGGAUCCGCUGAAGGGAAUGGUUCCUGCAGCAGCCCCCGCAGUGGUUCCCCCGCCCAUGGUGGCUCCUCCUCCGGUGAUUGCACCGGUUCCAGUCAUCUCGCCACCCGGCGUCGUGGAUCUGGCCAAGGUGCCAGCUGGCCCCACGCCGCCCUCCAGCAACCCACCCAGUCGCCACAUGUCCAUUUCGGAGCGAGCGCCAUCCAUCGAGUCUGUCAACCAAGGAGAAUGGGCCGUUCAGGCUGCCCAAAAGCGCAAAUACACGCAGGUGUUCAAUGCCAAUGAUCGCACACGAUCUGGCUACUUGACUGGGGCUCAGGCACGCGGCGUUCUGGUGCAGAGCAAGCUGCCCCAGGUGACGCUGGCCCAGAUUUGGACGCUGUCCGACAUCGAUGGCGACGGACGUCUCAAUUGCGACGAGUUCAUUCUGGCCAUGUUCCUGUGCGAGAAGGCCAUGGCCGGUGAGAAGAUUCCGGUGACCCUGCCCCCGGACUGGGUGCCGCCCAACUUGCGCAAGAUCAAGUCACGACCUGGCUCGGUCUCUGGGGUGGUGUCGCGUCCAGGAUCGCAGCCCACCUCCCGGCACGCAUCCGUGUCGUCGCAGGGAGCCGUGUAUGCUGACCCAACAGCCGGACUGCCCGGACAAACAUCCUUCGAGGACAAGCGCAAGGAGAACUUUGACAAGGGUCAGGCAGAGCUAGAUCGCAGGCGCAAGAUCAUAGAGGAUCAGCAGCGCAAGGAGCGUGAGGAGCGGGAGCGCAAGGAGCGGGACGAGGCGGAUAAGCGGGAGAAGGCUCGCUUGGAGGCCGAGCGUAAGCAGCAGGAGGAACUGGAGCGGCAGCUUCAGCUUCAGCGUGAGAUCGAGAUGGAGAAGGAGGAGCAACGCAAGCGGGAACUGGAAGCCAAGGAGGCGGCCAGAAAGGAGCUGGAGAAGCAGCGUCAGCAGGAAUGGGAGCAGGCCAGAAUUGCUGAAAUGAACGCACAGAAGGAGAGGGAACAGGAGCGUGUGCUCAAGCAAAAGGCACACAACACCCAGCUUAAUGUGGAGCUGAGCACAUUGAAUGAAAAGAUCAAGGAUCUGUCGCAGAGGAUUUGCGACACUCGGGCGGGCGUGACCAAUGUAAAGACCGUAAUCGAUGGCAUGCGCACUCAGCGCGACACUUCCAUGAGUGAAAUGUCGCAGCUGAAGUCGCGCAUCAAGGAGCAGAACGCCAAGCUGCUGCAGCUCACCCAAGAGCGAGCCAAGUGGGAUGCCAAGAGCAAGGCCAGCGGCGCAGCCAUAGGUGGCGACAAUGCGCAGCAGGAGCAACUGAAUGCAGCCUUUGCCCACAAGCAGCUGUUAAUUAAACAAAUCAAAGACAAGGUCGAGAACAUUGGCAAGGAGAUUGAGUCGAAGAAGGAGGACAUCAACUCUAACGACAACCAGAUGUCCGAGCUCAAGGCGGAGCUCUCCGCUCUGCUCAACAAGUGCGAGGAUCUGUACAAGGAGUACGAUGUGCAGCGCACUUCGGUGCUGGAAUUGAAGUACAAUCGCAAGAACGAGACCACCGUGACCUCGGCCUGGGACACGGGCAGCUCUAGUGCUUGGGGCGAAACGAAUACGACUGCCACCGAUCCCUAUGCUGGCAUGAGCAACGAUGUCACCGCCGUGGCAGCUCCAGCUAUGGAUUUGAGUGGACCGGCUCCCGAGGGUUUCGUAAAAUACCAGGCCGUGUACGAGUUCAAUGCUCGCAAUGCCGAGGAGAUUACAUUCGUGCCGGGUGACAUUAUCUUGGUGCCGUUGGAACAGAACGCCGAACCGGGAUGGUUGGCUGGUGAAAUAAACGGACACACCGGCUGGUUCCCCGAAUCCUAUGUGGAGAAACUGGACGAUGGUGCAGUUGCUGCCGUCGAACCGCAAGUGGUUGCCGAAGUGACAGCCGUGGCGGACACCUAUAAUGACAAUAUCGAUAUCAGUAGUGCGGCGGUACCGCCAUCUGCCGCCGGCGAUCUGAGUGCCGCCGGCGAUGUGGAGUACUACAUAGCCGCAUAUCCUUAUGAUUCCGCCGAGGAUGGUGAUCUUAGCUUCAGUGCCGGCGAGAUGGUGAUGGUCAUCAAAAAGGAGGGCGAGUGGUGGACGGGCACCAUUGGCAAUCGCACCGGCAUGUUCCCCUCGAACUACGUCCAGAAGGCGGACGUGGGAACGGCGAACGCGGCGCCUGUCGAGUCGGUUGAAGCCCUGGAUCAGGAGACGACGCUGAACGGCAACGCUGCCUACGCUGCUGCCCCAUCGGUGGUGGAGGCGCAGGAGCAAGUGUUCCAGCCACUGCCUGUCCAGGAGGUGGGCGAGCAGCCGAUCACAAGCCCCGGCAUUGGGGCCGAGGAGGCGCACGAAGACCUCGACACUGAAGUCUCCCAGAUCAAUACACAGUCCAAGACACAAAGCAGCGAGCCGGCCGAGAGCUACAGCCGACCCAUGUCACGCACCUCUUCCAUGACACCCGGUAUGCGGGCCAAGCGAUCGGAGAUCGCGCAAGUAAUCGCUCCCUAUGAGGCAACCAGCACCGAGCAACUCUCGCUGACGCGUGGCCAGCUGAUCAUGAUCCGCAAGAAGACGGACUCCGGCUGGUGGGAGGGUGAGCUGCAGGCCAAGGGACGGCGCCGCCAGAUUGGCUGGUUCCCCGCCACCUACGUGAAGGUUCUCCAAGGCGGCCGCAACAGCGGACGCAACACUCCCGUCUCCGGCAGCCGCAUCGAGAUGACCGAGCAGAUCUUGGACAAAGUCAUAGCUCUCUAUCCGUACAAGGCACAAAAUGACGACGAGCUCUCGUUCGAAAAGGACGACAUCAUCAGCGUGCUGGGUCGGGAUGAGCCGGAGUGGUGGCGUGGCGAGCUGAACGGGCUUUCCGGUCUCUUCCCCAGCAACUAUGUGGGCCCCUUCGUGACGUCCGGAAACGUAUAACGAGGCUUCGGCUUUGGCCUUUAAGCGGCAUCAUGCACUCGCUUACACAAAAACCGACAAACCGACAAAUCUACACGAUCCCUUGAGAAUUGGGGUAUAUUAAGAUCAGCAGCAGCAGCAUCAUCAAUGUCCUCCGGAUUUCGAUAUUCUAGAAAAGCCUAAAAGCGGGCUACUUACAUAUUUACAUUGUUCAUCCUGACGACGUUUUUUCACAAUGUUUAUCCUUAUUCCCUUCGGUGUGAAAUUCCCUUAACUUGUUGAUAGAAUUAGUAACCAGAUCUCAUCGGAAAUCAGUCAUAGAAUCAAACAUUGCUCUCAUGUUCGUAACCAAUCAAACGAAAGAUACAACCGAAAUCAAGUAAGACACAUUUUAGAGGAUUUAUAUAGUAAUCUGCAUAUGGAAACUACAAAAUACAUAAGGAUAUCAAGUGACAAUUUCAAUUUCGUUGUAUUAGAUGUGUUUAUCGAUAGAAAACCGAGAAUAUUUAACAGUUUUUCCCCCAAAAUGCUACUACACAUACGCAUAUAGUAUAUAUAACGAUGGUUUUCUGUGUUUUCCAAUAAUAUCCGAAUAUAAUUGUAUAUAUUUCAAGUAAACCGACCAACCAACAAGUUGGGAGGAAAGUAUGAAUUAUUGUUAACUAAAUAUUAAGCAUAAUGACCAUUCUCUUAUAUCUUAAAGAAAACUUUAAAGACAUCAAGGAUAAUGGAAAAAAGAAAAAAAAAAUGGGAGUUAUAUAAGCUUACACAUACGGGCAACAGUAUUGAUAAUAUUAAAGAUAUAUGUAAUGGCUAAAAUUCUGUUUUUUGAGUAAUAUUCUUGAUUUUAUAACUAAUUUAAGCGCUUGUCUCAACUGCCAUAAUUGUAUUUAUUUAAUGUCUAUUAUCUUAUCGUCUGAAUGUUGAAAUUGUUUGCCGUUAGUUUGAAGCAUAGGAAUGGAUGUAAAGAGAUGUAAAAAAUGAGUAUGUACAAAUUCCACGUAUAGAAGUUCAUUCAACUCGAUUGGAAUGAUAGUCAGAUAUUACGUUUUGCUGUUCGAAUCUGUUUAUGCUAGUUGCAGUUAGUCUUACUUAACAAACUCACUCACAUAUUUGUAUCUACGCUAUCUCGUACAUAUGAAGAAACACUGUCGAAUGCCUUUCAAAAAAUUGAUAACCAAAAAUGUCACCUUACAUGAAUUAACCUAAUCGUAACUUGUUAUUGCAUACCACGACUAUUUAUGCGUCUAUAGCUCUAUUAAACGAAACCAAAGUAAAAAAAAAUCGUUAUAAGACCCGCAAAGCGCCGAUCAGUUGGCGAAACAAUACCGACUGAUUGGCCGCUGGGCGGGAAAAUUCUAAAAGCAUAAAACACAUAUUUAUGUAGCUAAUGUUGGGUUUGAUUAUUGAUUCCACAUAUAUGUACUAAUAAAUUAAAAUGAACCACAAAACUAAGCAUAUACAUACUAUAUAGAGAAAGUACUAAAAAUUUUCUUUAGAAAAAAAAGCAAAAUGCAAAAAACGUUAAUUGAGAUAUUCGUACAUUCCAAAUCCCACACAUAUACACCCCUGCAUACAUAUAAUGCUCAUAUACGCGUACUUGUUUAAUCGUUACGAAAGUUAAUUAAUGUAAACAAUGCUUAAGAAUAAUUAUCGACGAGGAUAGAGAACCCCAACAAAUUCUGAACGCAUUAGCACACUUCACCUACACUGAGACUCACUUUAAACGCGAAAUGGUGACCAUCGAUAUAUAUUUACCUAUAUACAAUCCGGACCGAGGAAAACUUAUAGGAAUCGUCUGCAGACACACACAAUGCAUACUGCAUACGAGUAAACAUAGAAGUUAAUUCUUCGAGAAAUGCAAAACUAAAAGAUACCAUAAAACAUAUUGAAAUAUAUCAGUUUCAAACAUAAUUAGAAGACAAGUAAAAAAAGAAAACCAAAAAUAUUAAAUAAAAUUAUGAAAAUAACAAAUUACACAUAUUUGGUGCAAUAAAUGU